GAACAGCCACCGUUCAACCGCACACAACCUUUGAGCAAAGCGAAGGCUCCUGAACAAGACAAACUGUUAUUGAUUGAAAACAUGUUAUCUAUCAAUUUUAUACAAAUAACAUACCAUUCCACUUCUAUGGUGAAGAUAGGUUGUGUUGUGGAUAUCGUUAACUAGAUGACGUAUCUUCAUUUAUCAUUGGUUGUUCACAAAGUGUUUUGAUUGAAGUCACCGUCUUGGGGUUCUUUCCUCUGUUUUAACCAACUUGGCUUCCAUAUUCGGAUUCUUUGGUUUGUCAGACUGUGAAAAGGACGUGCUUUUCAUGAUGGGGUGCUUCUGCUAGCUUCGCUUAUUGUUUCUGUACGUGAUCACAAAUCACCUCGUGGAAUUGCUGCAUUUUCUCUUUCAAUGUUUUGAAUUUUGUGUUUGAGAUUCUGGGUGUUGAAAAAGGUUUAUAUUUGGUGAUAGCUCUGAUUAAGGGCCCUACAAACAAUGGGUACUAUCAUUGAAGCAGAUGACACAUAUACCAGGAUCUUGGGAAGAUGGCCUGUCUUUUAUUAUGGAAUGGGACACAUGCUCAAUGACAUAACUGCAGCUUGUUGGUUCACAUAUUUAUUAUUGUUCUUGACAGAUAUUGGACUUUCACCAAGGAAUGCAGCUGUUGUGAUGCUUUCAGGUCAAGUGGCUGAUGGAUUUGCCACCAUAUUUAUUGGUGAACUGAUAGACAGAUUUGGACACUUCAAGAUAUGGCAUGGUGCCGGUUCUGUAUUGGUGGCUGUUUCAUUUUCUUCUGUUUUUGGGGUUUGUUUACCCUGUAAAAUGUUUAGUUCCAAUUCAUCUACUUUUGAAACUGUGAGUUACAGCAUAUUUGCAGCAAUCUUCAAUGUGGGCUGGGCUGCUACUCAGGUUUCACACAUGUCCAUGGUGAGUUGCAUCACGCUGAACUCGACAAGCAGAGUGGCACUUGCUAGCUGUCGCAAUGCUUUUACCAUGGUUGCCAACUUGAGUUUGUAUGCUGUUGCAUUGAUAGUGUUCAGUGUCAUUGAUGGAAAAACGCAUACUGAUGUUCAAAAUCAGUAUCGUUGGAUUGCAUAUCUGUCUAUUUUUAUUGGAUGUUGCUUUGUGAGCGUAUUUCAUCUUUCAACCAAAGAACCCAGAUUAAAGGUAGGUAUACAUGGAAAGGUUCAUGCAAGGAUUUCAUGGGAUUACUGGUUCAAGAGAAUUCUGUAUUACCAGGUUGCUCUAAUUUACAUGAUCACAAGAUUGGUUCUCAAUGUUUCGCAGGCAUACCUUGCUUUCUUUGUCAUCAAUGAUCUUCAAAUGGCCCAAUCAGCCAAAGCUUUGGUUCCUGCUCUCAUAUACAUCUGCAGCUUCGUUGUGUCUCUGGUGUUACAGGAGAUUGCAUGGACUGGGAGAAUGCUGAAGGCCUAUUACUCUGCUGGAUGCAUUCUUUGGAUUUUUUGUGGUGCAGUGAUCCUUCUUUUGAGUGCAAAUAUGAGUUAUGUGAUGUACAUUGUGUCGGUACUUAUCGGCAUCGCAAAUGCUCUUAUGAUGGUAACUGGAGUAAGCAUGCAGAAUUUUCUCAUUGGAGAAAAUCUUAAUGGUUGUGCUUUUGUUGUUGGAUCAUUGAGCUUUUUGGACAAAAUUUCAUGCGGCCUUGCUUUGUAUGUUCUUCAGUCAAACCAAAAUAUCUCUUCAGAGCUUCAGGGAACACAGUUUCCCUUUUCAGUAACCAGAUAUGGUUUGGGUCUUGUUCCUGCAAUAUGUUCACUAAUUGGGGUGAUAGUAACUUACACAAUGGAUUUCCACAAUCCUUCAAAGUCUUUGACAGCACCACUAUUAGUCUAGCUCUGUCACUCAACAUAACCAUUAUCCUUUCUCUAACAUACAUCAACACACACAACACAACAUAGGAAUAUUCAAACAGUACUCAAAAUAUUCACUUCAGGCAUAUUCAAUUGUUAUUCAUUAUAACAAAUAUUUCAUCAAAUGUAUAUAACGUGUACACAUUUGAUUAAAUAUUUUGCUCUGUUGACUUUAUCAA
Vigna unguiculata (cowpea) is the source of this 2032-nucleotide messenger RNA. RefSeq lists its product as uncharacterized. NCBI's taxonomy places the organism in Eukaryota, Viridiplantae, Streptophyta, Magnoliopsida, Fabales, Fabaceae. Gene Ontology annotation, molecular function: symporter activity. Gene Ontology annotation, biological process: carbohydrate transport. Gene Ontology annotation, cellular component: plasma membrane. The record is from RefSeq and is a predicted model, not a curated record.